AUGGGAACCGCAUACGACCGCGUAUUUGACUACCGCGUCACCGCCGGUAUUGGCCCUUUCAAUGGCUCCUACGUCCCUCGUUACCUCCAGCAACUGCAGGACCUAGAGACAGGAUACCCACACACAGUCGUCCCAUACUCGGUGCAGGCCAUCGUCUUCAACCUCGUUACCAACCCAGUGCACUCUGUCGCUAGUCGCCCAGUACGGGUUGGCGCAUGCGCCCAGGAUAGCUGUGACUCUUAUCUCCUUCCCGGAGGUCUGAUAUCAGCAACACCGUGGCCACCACUUAUGGAGCCUUCCGCUCCAGUAAUACAAAUCGUUGAUACCCCGGCUUGCCAAAUUGACUUUCGAGACGGUCUCGAUGAGGAAGACGUGUUCUCAGAUGAGGAUUGUAGCCUAUUCGGGGCUAACACGACACGCCUCGGUGUCAGAUUUUGCUUGGCCAAGAGUCGGAUGCAUCAAGGGUCUAUAGUUACUGGCCUCUACGUGUGUCCGGAAGGGGUUCGAAACGGCACAUGCAGCCAGGGCAGCGCGUCCUUUUACCCCAACAUCACCACUACGCUGUCCGUGUUCAAUCGCAAAGCAAGCUUCGUCGCGUCUCGCUCCAACAUGACCAUCCUGUCUGUUACGUCCACUGAUACACCGACUCAAAAUCCAUCACUGGACCUCGACGCCUACCGAGCUGCAAUAGCCUGGAUCCUUGAUUUCAACUCAGCCAUUAUCCCGGCCCCGACAGCCAUUGCUGCGCAUUUCUGGAAUGGGCAAACUCAGCUCACUCAAAAAUAUUGGUCCGCUGAACUGAAACAAAUAUUUCAAAGCAUCCUCGUGUUCCCGCUGCGAAUGUUUCACGUCAACGGAGUCGGAAACAUUGACGAGGACUGGGGACGCAUCAGUGAGAAUCUCCCACCAGAAUUCUACACGACUGCCUCGAUCGCCAUUCCGCAUGACAGAAUCAUCAUCAACACGGCCAUGUUUUCGAUAUUUGUCCUUCUUCAGGGAUCCGUGCAUCUCUUUAUUUGGGCCGUACUUGCAUGGCUCUGGAUAAAACGGCCAGCAUUGCCCGUCAUAACCUCCUAUCCGCUCUUCAACUUUGCGUUCAAAACAAAGCACAAGGGAAGAAAUUGUGUGUCUGCCAAGCAGGAGCAGAUCAGCCUACCAAAUGGCCCAUUGAGGGCAGAUGACAAGGAUGUGGUGGCAGCCCUGCAAGGCGCCCGUCACUUUCUGCGAACUGAUGAUGAGAGACUGAGUCUCUUGAGCAACGAGAGUCGGCAACAGCCGGAAGUGACCAAUGUAUCUAGCUGA
Messenger RNA from Aspergillus calidoustus, 1302 nucleotides. The record is from the annotation of a GenBank genome assembly. NCBI's taxonomy places the organism in Eukaryota, Fungi, Ascomycota, Eurotiomycetes, Eurotiales, Aspergillaceae.